Toxotes jaculatrix (banded archerfish) is the source of this 5616-nucleotide messenger RNA. It is a transcript of the gene inhbaa, whose product is annotated as inhibin subunit beta Aa. Gene Ontology annotation, cellular component: extracellular region. Bases 401 to 1765 code for a protein of 454 amino acids. The transcript is spliced from 3 exons. Gene Ontology annotation, molecular function: growth factor activity; cytokine activity. NCBI's taxonomy places the organism in Eukaryota, Metazoa, Chordata, Actinopteri, Toxotidae. Gene Ontology annotation, biological process: SMAD protein signal transduction; BMP signaling pathway. The record is from RefSeq and is a predicted model, not a curated record.
GAGGGAAAGAAAGACGAGAGCAAGGAGAGAGAGAGUCCAGCCCACUCCGGUAAAACCAUUCAACUGGUGAGCGAGGGAAUGCAUUCAACACAGAGAGAGAGAGAGAGGAAAAGAGGUGGACUGUGAGCUGAGCUGAACUUUGCAGCUUCCGAGAGAACUUCUGAGAGAAGGAGAGAGAAGAAAGACAAAGACAGUGAGAGAGACAGAGAGCAGAGGGAGGAGGGAAGGUGAAUCUUAAACCGAAGAAGACUUUUCUUUCUUCAUCCAGGACUCAGUUUUUGCUCAAACACUUUUGGCCAAAACUCAACUUCUCUUCAUCGUUUCCGGCUCCGUCUGUGCUCCUGCAUCCGGCAGCAUCACCGAAUCCAGCCCAGCAGCCAAUCAGGCGUCUCCUGCCAUCAUGUCUGUCUUACCUCUGCUCAGCUGGACCAUCCUGAUCCUGGUCCAGAGCUGCAGCUCGUCUUCGGACCCGGCGCCCAAAUUCCAGACUCCGGCACUUUCUCUGACUGUCCAUCCUCAUCACCAGCCACUGCUGGAUGCCGCCUCCAGCUCCCACUGCCCCUCCUGCGCCCUGGCCAGGUUGAGGAGAAACGAAGGGGGCACGACGGGGGACGAUGCGGUGGGACACGAGCGAGAGGAGGAGGAGGCGGCCCAGCAGGAUGUGGUAGAGGCGGUGAAGAGGCACAUCCUUAACAUGCUGCAUCUCCAGGCCCGGCCCAACAUCACCCGGCCCGUGCCGCGCGCCGCGCUCCUCAAUGCCCUGCGCAAGCUCCACGUGGGGCGAGUGGCAGAAGACGGCAGCGUGCAGAUCGAGGGGGAGGAGGAGGCGCGAGGGCGGGGAGGCCGGGGAGGAGGAGGGGGAGGAGCAGCAGCGGUGGCGGCUCGGGCAGGAGACGACGGCGAUGCACAGGAGACAACAGAGAUUAUCACCUUCGCCGAGGCUGGUGAGUCUCAGGGCGUGGUGAACUUCGUCCUCUCUAAAGAGGGAGGUGAUCUCUCUCUGGUGGAGCAGGCUAACGUCUGGCUCUUCCUCCGUUUGGCUAAGACCAACCGCAGCCGAGCCAAAGUCACCAUCCGCCUCUUCCAUCAGCGGCUGCUCCCCAGUGGACGCCCCUCUCUGCCACAGGAGGAUGUCCUGCUGGCGGAGAAAACAGUGGACACCCGUCGCAGUGGCUGGCACACCUUCCCGGUGUCGGCGGUGGUGCAGGCGCUGUUGGAGAGCACUGAGAGCACGACGCUGAGCCUCAGGGUGUCCUGCCCACUUUGUGCCGACGCUGGCGCAACACUGGUCCUGGUCUCUGGCAACUCUGAGACGUCGCAGCGUGCCAACCAACGGGAACAAUCCCACCGACCCUUCCUCAUGGCCGUGGUCCGGCAGGGGGAUGGCAGUGACUCGCGCCGGCGCAGGAAGCGAGGGCUGGAGUGUGAUGGGAAAGUCCGCGUCUGCUGCAAACGGCAGUUCUACGUCAACUUCAAAGACAUCGGCUGGAACGACUGGAUAAUCGCGCCGCCUGGUUACCACGCCAACUACUGCGAGGGCGAGUGCCCCUCCCACGUGGCGAGCAUCACCGGGUCCACAUUGUCCUUCCACUCCACCGUCAUCAGCCACUACCGCAUGAGGGGCUACAGCCCCUUCCAGAACCUGAGGUCGUGCUGCGUGCCCACUCGGCUACGAGCCAUGUCCAUGCUCUACUACAACGAGGAGCAAAAGAUCAUCAAGAAGGACAUCCAGAACAUGAUCGUGGAGGAGUGCGGCUGCUCGUAAACCUGAGCUGGACAGGAUCGAAGAGGAGAGGGACCUCUAAACCCAGAGAGAGAGAGACGGGGGGAACGUGGAGGGAAGAGAGAAAGAUGAAGAGGUGGCUCCAUGAUCAUCAUGUCACUUUUAUCUACUGUGUGUCAGUCUUCACCUCCUCUCUCCAGCCCUCUGUCACUCCGGGUCGAUCUCUGGGAUAAAAACUCUUCUCCAGACUCGUUCAGCAGAACUCAGAGAGAGUCUUGAUGGCACUUUCAGAAAAAAAAGAAAAUAAAAAAGAUAGAAAAAAAGAAUAUCUAAUAUAUUUUUGUUACAAUCGGAGGGAGCGAGGCUUAUUUAUGUGGCUGAGACGUUCAAGCACCACUCGACCAGUCAGACCUUGGAGAGACAAGGUGCCUGAAAAACUAUGAACAAAAAAAACAAAAAAACAAAAUCUCAAAACUAUGCAACUUGUUUCACGUAUUAUGAUCUUAUAUUAUUUUACUUUGAUUUGUUUUUGUUUCCCAACGGUUUACUUUUUAAAAAUGUACAAGGAAGAAAGAAGAAGACUCUUUUUUAUUAUUUUUUUUUUUGAAGUAUAAAUUUGUGUGUGUGGUUGUGUGUUUGUUUUUGUCCACGCAAGUGUGAAAAUAUGUAUGUCUGUCUGUGUGUCGAGAGAUACUUGAAAGAAACAAGUUGGCCUGGCUGCUGGAACCAAACACUUCUUUAUGUUACCAUGGUUACCAUGUUGGUGUUAUAAUUAUUAUUGUCAGUAUGUAUAUUAAUAAUAUUAUUGUUAUUGUUAUUAAUAAUAUUUGGUUUGGCUGCAUUUGUGUUAUUACGUCUGUUUUUUGUUUUUUUUAAAGGAACGUUACAAACGUUUUCAUGUUUUGCACUAUAGCGACACUCGUGUUCAGAUUAGCCUCAGAGAGGACAGACUGGAGCUUCCUGUUCAGGGUGGACUCCAGUUUACAGGUGUGAAAGUUCCCAGGUUUGACCAGCACGAUAAGCUGAGUGUUGUUCACACAUCGUCAUACGUCGCUCUGGGCUCACAGUCUCCAAAACACACAAAAUAUGUCACAACGCCUGAAUUGUGGGUCACUGCCAGAAAAAAGUUGGUCACCCGUGCUGAGUGUGAUCGGCUGAUGUGUUGUGUUGUUCUCACUUUUUAGAACCGAGGCAGCAGCAAGGAUUUUGAAGUACGGGGGCAGUGAGCAGGGAAAACCACAUCUACUGAGACACUAAAAAUAAAGUGUCUGAACUUACCAAACAACACUGUUUGGAUUUGUAUUGUAACUGUAAUUUUAUUUCCUAAAACUGAGGUCUAAUGCUGUUGCACAACACUCGCCAAACUGCCAUAAAUAAAAAGUAGAUUCUAGAAUAAAUACAUCAUUCAUUUCUAUUUAUCUUUGUUGGCUUCAAAGUAAUCAAAUAAAUAUUAAAUUGAUGAACAUAUCAAGUCUAAAAAUACUGGAACAAUAACACCCACCACGCGCAAGUUUUCAAUAGUAAAAUGUAAACUCCACCUAUGCUGCGAAACCUAAAUAACAGCUACAACUUUAAUGAAUAUUUCUUUAUAUUUUAAUAAGAUCUUUAGAAAAUGUUAAACAGUUGCAGACAGCUAGUGGCCACUGGAGGAACUGCAGGUGAAGUCCUUUUAUCUGAUUGGAUAAAUCACCAAGUAACAUGUUGGUGAAAUUUAGCGAUGUGAGUUAGCACCUGAUGCUAACAACUUUUAGAUGAAACAUUUGACGCCUGUGUCGAGCUGAAUGGUUAGAGCUUGUAGAACACGGUGCUGAUAUCAGCAUUAACCUGCUGAAUGAGACCCAGAGAGCUGAUUAACUAACAGUAGCACUGGAGAUCACCAUGAAACGUCAGGAACUUCCAGUCUGUCCGGUCAGAUGCUACGAGGACUUUUACUUCAAUGGAGAAUAAAAGGCACUUAGAAGAAGAAAAAUGUUUUUUUGGCUCAUGAUUAAAAAUCCAAAAUGGACUAUUCUGGGACUGACUGAUCGAGCAAAGACACAAAAACAGAACAUUAUUAAACAUUACAAAUAAACACUCAGAUGUUUUCCAGAUUUAGUAAGAGGUUUUCAGAGUGACACGUUAAUUCAGAUCUUUCUUUUAAGGAAUCCCUCAAAACAUUUUACUCUGUAACUGAUCGCAGACAGCCUGGUGAUUAUUGGAGGGGAAGGGGUUAUGUGAGAUGGAAACGUCUUAUCAAAACUGCCUUAAUCUAAAUCUCAACCAAUCUUAAUAUCUCACAGAUUAAGGGUUUAUGAAGAGGCACCAAAGUAGCUUACACCUUAAACUGAGUACAAAUGAAGGUAAUCAGUUGGAUGACUGCAACAAUUAUUUUCCUUUUCAAUUAAUCUGCAGGUUAUUGUUUCGAUUAAUUGGUUUGCUUAUUAAAUGUCAGGAAACUGUGAAAGGUGCCAGCUAUAAUUGCCCAGUAAUUACUUGUUUCAUUCACCAAUUCAGUUUACAAUCAGAUAAACAAAAACAGCAGAUUAUCCCAUCUGAGAAGCUUUAACCAGCAAAUGUUUGAAUUUGUUCUAGAAAAAUGACGAUUACUACAAAUCAGUUUCAAACAAAUCAUUCUGGGCAAAAUGAAGAGUCUUUUUUGACAAGAAUAAUUAAUAAGGACGUCAUCAACUCAUAAAUAAAUCCCUUGACACACUUUGAGGCUUUGACAUUUUUUACCAGCAGUUUACCUGGAGUUUAUGCAGAUAAGUGAUAAAAUGUCAAAAUGAAAUCAAUGACUCGCGCUGCAUCAGUGAUUGUGUUAUUUCACUUUCUAAGAUGAUUUCAUUUCAUCCAUGACUUUCCGAAGAAAAGACGAAGGUUUCUGUUCCGGAGAAAACAAACAUCCUGUGUCCAGUUUUAGUUAGAACACCAAAGAGCCGAGUUUGUACAAUUUGUUUGUGACAAAAUAGUUGAAGUUUAACUUACAUUCAAUGCUGAAAAGAAAAAAAAUUAAAUAUCUAAUUUACAACAUGAUUCAUGUUCAUUUUCUGAGAAAAAAAUAGAGAAAAGUCUUUGAAGUUCAUGACUCUGUAAAAACAGUGUUUGUCCUAAAAGUUCAACUUGCUUUGAUAAAGAUGAUUGACUGACAUUUUUUAUGCUUUAUAGUUUUUGUUUCAUAUUAGUUUUUGGACAUUUUGGAGGAAAAUGAUUCAGUUUUUCUUUUGUUUGUGAUGUUUUAUUUCUGACUUUCUCACCCUGCACCAUAAGAACUCCCUUUCCCACAAUGCCUUAGUAUUUAAUUUAUCUCAUCACAAACUGAAAAAGACAAUCCACUGUCGUCUUGUUAUGUUUUGGGAAGAAGACAAAUGUUGUCCAAUCGGAUUUCUGAGUGUUUCUGUGUCGUACGUGUUUAUAUCAGUAUUGUCGACUUGUUCACCAAAAGGUUUGGAGUAUUGGUCCCCAUUUUUGAUGAAGUCACACGUGUUAUGUCUUAUUUUUAUUUUUCCUUUUUGUUGUUAUUGUUUUCAAAGAGUGUGGACCCUCUUCUUCUGGACUUAUUGGGACAAACUCGUCCAUCCUGUGCGUACAUGGACGCAAACAAAUGUCAGUGCAGAAAAAAAAGGCUCAAAAAGAAGCAAACAGCUGAAAAAAGGAAUAAAAGAAGUGGUUGUAUUUGUUCAGAUUUUGUUCCUUUUAUCAAGACAAAAAAAAAAUACUGACACUGAACGAAGUGGACAAAGAAUAAAAAGUCUAUUUUUUAUUCUGUAUAUAUGGAAAUUGAGAUUCCAGUUUGUUGCAUUGCUUUGUUGUACAAAUCAAACGUGCUUGUGGCAUUUUUCUAAUCUAAUUUAUUUUACUGUACUUUUUUGUUUUGGUUUUCUGCUUCACCAUUAAAGUUUAAAGGAUGUACACGA